AUGGCGUCCCCCCAACAGCCCGCGUCUCCUAGACACAGUCGAGGUUUCAGUUUCAGUGGCAGGUCCGACAAGUCCAGCAAUUCUGGCAGCCAUAAAGUCCGUCUCUCCGAAUCUGCUGAGGAGAAACAUAAACGUACUCUACAUACCAAAGCCGACCCCAUGGUUGCUAUGAGCGAGGCGCAACCAAUGUUGGUUGCUUUGGAAAAGUCCACUCUCGGCUCUUUAAGGGAGAUGCAGCAUAAGGACCAGUAUGGGAAUGUCAUAACUGACCCUGAUCUCUCGAAUCCCACUCGUCCUCGACUUGAGCGCCCGUUGGAUACAAUUCGGUCUUUUGAAGCCGCCAUCUACGGAACGUACAAUAGCAGACCAGUAUCCUACGCAAGAACAGGACACAACGGCUAUUCUAGAGGUUAUAACGACCAAAACGGCCACUACCAUGGACGUGGAAAUUAUUCCCGACCGGAGAGUUACAUGGAAGGCAACUAUGGCGGCGGGCCGCCCCCUGAGAAUUACUACCCAUAUAACCAACAAGGCGGCGGAAGACGACCGCGUCCCCGCCAUCGCAUGGAAUCCGAGUAUCAUGGAGGCUAUGCACCAAAUGGAUAUGGGUCAAAUGGCUACCACAAGUCCUACGAAAACGUAACGGCAGCGUCUGGAUCGGGGAGCAAUACCGAACCUUGGACCAAUUCAACCGAUCCAAGCUCUGUGAACAGCUCUAUCGACCAGUUACAGCGGCAACAGCAAGAGCAGCAACAACAACAAUUGCAGCAGCAACAGCAGCGGCAAGAGAAAGCAGUGGCAGAUAGGUAUGGGUUCUCGGGAUUCGGCCCUGAACCAAACCUCAACAACGGCGGUGCAUUAGCCUCUGGGGCAGCUGGAACUGGGCGAAUCAACCUGAACAAUUCCGCUCCAGUCACCGAUCCCACUGCUGGAGGCCCUGUGGGUGGACCACCCCCAACCGCCGGCGCGCCCACCGCUCGUCGUCAUCUACGCAAAGCUACGAACGCGUCCGAAGCGAGCGAUACGAAGCGAAAGAGCUGGUUCAAGCGGAGAUUCAGCAAGGACUAG
Messenger RNA from Aspergillus alliaceus, 1068 nucleotides. RefSeq lists its product as uncharacterized. Bases 1 to 1068 code for a protein of 355 amino acids. The record is from RefSeq and is a predicted model, not a curated record. Lineage: Eukaryota; Fungi; Ascomycota; Eurotiomycetes; Eurotiales; Aspergillaceae. The transcript is spliced from 4 exons.